Molecule: messenger RNA, 801 nt
Organism: Closterium sp. NIES-65
Lineage: Eukaryota; Viridiplantae; Streptophyta; Zygnematophyceae; Desmidiales; Closteriaceae
Source: the annotation of a GenBank genome assembly
AUGGCGAAUAGCGAAGAUGUUAUCGUGCCAGCGGACCUGGAAGAUGACGUUGCUGGGUCAGCAUCGGCGUUGCGCGUGUCGCCAUGGGCCCUUUCGCCCGUUCUGGUGCCCACGGCAGUGGCCACAUCGCUUGACAUUGCCCUCUCCAGCUUCUCCCUCGCGCUCGUCACCCGCACCUUCUACUCCAUGUGGCGUGUGGUGCUCCCAGUGGCGGGGGAGACGGAGUUUGAGCUGCUGGGCUUCAUCCUCGUCAUGCUGGCCUCAUUCAUGGCGGGUCUCCGAUGGGUGCUGCUGCAAGUGCUCCUCCAGCCCCAGCUCCACAGUGCCUGUGUGCUUUGCUUUCUCUCCCACACGCCACAAUCCUCCGGUUUCUCACCCUUCCUCGCAUAUUUGCUAUGGUCACGCCAUCCUCAUGCCACUAUCUCCUUUCCAGUCCUCCUAGUUCCCCUUGCCUCCCACCAACCGCAAGUCCGCCCUCCCUCUACCCCAACAGGCCUGACCAACCCGCUGCUCACGUUGCUGCAGUAUCUGGCGCCCGUGAUGGCGCUUGUGUGUGGCAUCUUCUCGCUGCUGCACGAGCCGUGGUCCUCGCUCGCCUCCUUGCCCUACUUUGACACGUGGCCUCACGCCCUCUGGACCCUCGCCGUCAUGCCCGUGGGGGGCGUCCUCGCCUUCUGCAUGCUGGGCUGUCGCGCAACAAGGCACGUGAGUCUGAAGGCCAUCAGGUGCACGCGCUCAGUGAUGAGCUCCUCCCUCACCACCCGGGGGCAGGCCCUCGGACCAACUCUAGCUGUCUUUUGA